AUGCAUGCUUGGUGGCGAUGUGGCCUCCUGUUGUGGGCGCUGCUCUCCGGAUGCAGCGGCCUGGAGUUCUCCCUCAUUCUUGACCAGGACGCGAAGGGGCACAAACAAAACGAAGCCGCCGUGCGCGCAUUGCAAGCAGGCGAUGCUGAGAGGGCCUUGCAGAAGCUGCAGAAGGCGCUGAGGCGCCACAGCAGCGCGGCGCUGCAGAACACAGUCGGUGUGGCGUUGAUGUACCUGGCGAAGUCCCGUCAACCUUUCUCGAAGGACAAGCUGCUACAAGCAGCUCUCCGUGCAUUCAACCAAACGGUCUUGCUCGCUGGCGGUAGCUUAGGCAUGACAGGCGGCGCCAACAACGGUGGCAAGGGAAGGGCCAAGCCGCAAGCCACCGGGGGCAGCGACUUGGAGGUGGCCCUGGCCAACCAGGCCCUGGCAACAAGGUAUGUAGAGGCCAGUCGCCUGAAUCGUCUUGGCAUCCAGCUGGAUCUGCAGAAUCGCUGGGAAGAGGCGGCCGCCGUCCUACGAGAAGCGCAAAAGGUCGCUCCAAGCUACGAUCCUUUGAUCACAAGCAACCUUGGCACCGUGAUCUACAAGAACGCGACCCACAGGUCCUCUGGCUGGCUGGAGGCGGAGCCCCUCUACGAGCGAGCGCGGGAGCUUGUGCAGCGAGCGCACAAGGAUCUGCCAGGCCAUCCGGCAGUGGUGAAGAGCUUGAAGGAGGUCCAGCGGCUCCAGUCUUCGCUGAGCGCUUGGCGCGAGAACGCCGGUCUGCGGGAAUUGCCGGUGCCCCGGGAGCUGCUCGAAGCUGCCGCGGUGCGAGGGACCCUGGUCUGCACCUGGUCUGGAGGCGGUAGCAAGUUCUCGAAGAUGGCCUUGAAUCUUCACGAGUCGAUCCGCUUGAACGCGCCGCACUGGGAACGCGCCUUCGUCGUGCUGGCGCUGGACAAAGAGACGCUGCUUUUCUUGCGGGGUCAGAACAUUACCACCUGGCUGUAUGAGACGACGGACAUCUACAUGACUCGCUGGCGUCUUCUUGCUGGCAUUGUGGCUUCUGGAUUCAGCGUGCUUCUGAUGGACACUGACGUGGUGUUUCUCGGUGAUCCCUUUAGCCACUUUUUCUUCGAUGCUGACUUUGAGGUCAUGACAGAUCACCUUUUCCCCGAACGAGACUUAUGGGACGAGAAGUGGAGAGAUGAGGAGCACAUCAACACCGGCUUCAUGUUUGUGCGCGGCUCGAAGCCUGCGCUGCACCUGGUCCACGGCUUCAUCGAUGCUCACCACUCCCCAUGGGAUUCCGAGGGGCCAUCUGUUGGAGGAGGCUUUGACCUUUUCGACCAACGAAUCUUCGCCCGCUUUGUCCGGAAGCAGAUCCAGGCAGGCAGCUGCUACUCCCUUCUCGAGAACAUGACCUACGGAAAGAGGCACAAUGCAUCGGUGCUGAAUCCCUCAGUUCGUGUUCAUCAUCCAGAAGUCAUUGCGCACGGUGCCAGCUUCUUCUGGCUGCGCUCUCACCGUGCCAGGGGCUUGCACAUGCCACCGGUGGCACAUGCAAACUUUGGGAGGAACAAGCUGUACUUCAUGCGCGACCGGCGCGUGUGGUUUGUCGAAAAUUUGACUGAGCGCUUCUCCGAGCCCGUGCACAAGGACGAGUACUUUCCGGCAGCGGCUUUGCCACAGGACCUCUUUCACGGAGAAGCGGACCCAUUUGCAGGGGGAUCCACAAGGGUCCGGUUCUUGAGAUACGGCAACAAGGCAAAGGCGGUCAAGAGCAGCAAGAGCAGACUUGGCGAGGGCUCCGACAAGUGCGUGUCCCACGGCGUGGAAGCCAAUAGCUUGGCCUGCCACUUCCUGGAGCUUUUGGCAGCCUUGGAAGUUGCAGUUUGGCUGGGAAGGCGGCUGAUCUUGCCAAACAGCUUUAACUGCAGUUGGUCGCCGAUGUGGGAGGUUUACGGCAUGAGGACGUCCUUCAGAGACGUGCACGAAGACUGCACCUUCGACUACUUCGCUGACGCCGAAAGCUUCAUCAAGCGCUUUGGGCAUCUGCUUGUCGAAGCAAGCUUUGUGAAAUCCGAGGAGUUCGCAGCGCUGUCCAAGAGGUCCAAGAUGCUUCGCUUGGAUCGCUUGGACCUGGCCGAGCCGCGAGAGCUGCGACAGCUCGAUGCCUCCGUCCUGGAAGUUGAAGGAAGUGUCCUGGCGCUGCGCGACUCGCUGCGGGACCGCUACCAUGAGUUCACGGCACUGGGCCGAGCCCUUUUCCCCUGCAAGUGGAUCGAGUUCGAAGCCUGGUUCUACGCACGCCGGCCCGAUCAACCUGCUGCUGUGGGCUCGAGCCGCUGUGGAGUGCAAGGCCUGGACUGCUGUGCGGUGUAUCAUGGAUGGGCGGAGAAGCUGGAAUACUUCACUGGAGUUGCCUGGGAUCUACCCUGCGACUGUGGAGUUGGUGCUGCACUUGGUUGCCACCCUCGUGACAAUGGCGAGUGCGCACGCCAGGACGAUGAAGAUGCUGUGGUCAUGGACUUUGCCGAGAUGCUGGAUUACAAGCUGGAGCUCUGA
This is a messenger RNA of Symbiodinium natans, 2550 nucleotides long. Lineage: Eukaryota; Dinophyceae; Suessiales; Symbiodiniaceae. The record is from the annotation of a GenBank genome assembly.